Dermacentor andersoni is the source of this 2959-nucleotide messenger RNA. The record is from RefSeq and is a predicted model, not a curated record. NCBI's taxonomy places the organism in Eukaryota, Metazoa, Arthropoda, Arachnida, Ixodida, Ixodidae.
UAAGUAGCGCCAGGUGAAGGCCACAUCUAAUCGUAAUCUGUGCAGCAAGCUUGCAUUGCACCUUUUCAUGGUGGGUGGUGUCUGUAUUUUCAUAUCUGGGUCGAGUUCGUGAAGGCGGCGAUGACGAUGACCUGGCGAGGCCCAAUGUACUGCGGUAUUAUCGCGUAGAAGUCUAUACACUAGGGCAUUAGUGUCUGGUCGUGAAAAUGGGAUGGACACUGAGUUGGCAUUAAUGGGGGUCAUCUUUGCCCAUGCGUUGGCGAGCCCAUUUCCAUGUAAGCCACGGUGUCCUGGAAUCCAUUGAAACCUUAUGCAAUGACCAACUCUUAGGGCGGCGUCGUGUGAUUCGAUUACCUCUUGAGCAAGUAACGUCCUCGUCUAAGUGUAGAAUCGAUCACUUGAUGUGCCGGCUUGGAACAGCAAAAUAUAGUCCAAGUCUGAUGCAGCUCCAUCGAUAUAUGCCUAAUUGCCUCCUGAAUGGCAACAAUUUCCGUGGCCGUUGUAGUUUGGUGGUCGAGAUGGAAGCGCUUACUGAUCUUCAUUAUCGUUAUUACGAAUGCCUCGGUUGAAGUCGUUGUUGACACAGACCCGUGAGUAAAUAUCUGCGUGGAAGCGACAUAUUCUUCAGAUAUAUGGGGCAAAGUAAGUUGUUAAAUUUCAUGUUUUCGCUACAAGUAGCCAGAAUCCCUGAUUCAUCAUAGAUCACUUGGUAAAUGAGGCGUUCAAUAGCAUUUAUUUAUAUCAUCGUCUUAUGAUGACUCGUUUUCUGUUGCGUAGAAUCGCCGCCAUUCGACUAUACGUCAUGCUGCCCGAAGAAGCCCUCCGAGCUUCCGGUGAUUUCGGGCCAUUCCAGUACCUGCUGAUCAUCUACCUGUGUGUGCUGGUGGCACCUGUUCGUGUGAUGCCGCUGUUCGCGCACGUGUUCAGCCUUCUGGUGCCCCCGCACCACUGUAGACUGCCCCAACAGCUCUACGGGCAGCUGCUUGGAAACGCGUCAUACGCUCGAGACCUGAUCUUGCAGGCGGCGCUACCUCGCGAGGACGAUGGAAGCUUCAGCCGAUGUCGCAUGUACCAUCCGAACGACACGAUAGCACGGUAUGAAAAAUCAGCGUUGCUGCGGCGCUCAGAAAACAAUUACUGGAAUGGGACAACCGGCGGCGACGCUGAUUCCCAGACGAUGAACUGCAUUUACGGGUGGGAGUACGACUACUCCCUAAUUUACCCCACCGUCGUGUCAGAGUACGACUGGGUGUGCGAGAACCACUGGAAAGCGUACGUGGCUGACACAACGUUCUGGAUGUGUUCUAUUGUUGGUGUCCUCAUCUGCGGAUAUUUGACAGACAAGGUUGGCCGUGUUCCGGUGAUCGCCGCUGUGAACUUGCUGUGUGGGGUAGCCGGCCUGUACACUUUCUUCACGACGGGCUUCGCGCACUUCCUCGUCAGUCGAGUAUGCUUAGGUCUCGUGAUGCUUACCCUCAGCAUCACUCCUUUCGUGCUCGUGGUGGAGUUCGUGGCCCCCAAGCUUCGUAUGAUGGUGCUGACCGGCUUUCAGCUGUCCUACCCGAUUGUCGGCGCGGCGUUUCCAUGGUUGGCCGUUCUUCUCUUUAACUGGCGUACUUUGACAGUUGCCUCGGCUGCUGUGCCCCUUUUCGCCAUGGUUUGUUGCUUAUUCCUACCCGAAUCCAUACGCUGGCUAGUGUCCCACGGCAAACAGGAUCGAGCCAAGAAAAUCGUUCUCAUGGUUGCCAAGGUCAAUGGUAAGGUUCUGUCAGAGGAAUUCCUACAAAAAUUUCAGUUCUCGGAUUUGCAGCAAACGGACAAGAGCAAGCAUUCCGUGAUGGACAUGUUGAAGACCAGCAACCUUCGCAAAAACUUCAUCCUCACCCUGGCCUGCUGGACCUUGGCCUGCCUGGUGUACACGGCUGGUCAGCUAUAUGCAGCCAACGCAAGCCAAGAUCCGUUCGUCAUGACCACCGCCGUGAAUCUGGUGGAUGUCGUAUCAACGGUGACAGCACUUCCUUUGGCUGAUCGCUGGGGCCGCAGGCCGGUGAUGAUGACCGCCUGCAUUGGCGCCGCGUUGGGUUACUUCUGCGCCGUUGCAGUACCUUGGGACGCCGUCCUCUGCGCCACUGCGGUGUCCAUGGUGGCCAGACUAGCACUGACCAUGGCGUACGACGUGGCGUAUCUGCACGCAGCCGAGGUGUAUCCGACGGUGGUUCGGUCGCAGGCCAUGGCCAUCAGGCAGGCAUUCGGCUCGGUCGGAAGGUUCCUCAGCUCGCAGGUCAUGCAGCUGACGUAUUUUGGGCGGUCCCUGCCACUCGUGGUUAUGGGAACGAUGUCCUUCCUGCUGGCUAUGCUGACGUUUCCGCUACCGGAAACCCUGAACCAGGAACUGCCGGAAGAACUCGCGGACGGAGAGAAGCUCGUCCUCGGACAGAACACCUGCUGCUUUUCGGCGUCGGCGAAACCCAUAGCUUCACCAGCCUCUCCACGUCCUCGAAGUCGAACGCACUCUGUUCUUUAGAAACACUUCAAUGUAAAAAAGCUUUAAUGUGAUACUCGCACUGAGAUGGUGUACAAAUUCGGUGGUCAGCUCGAUUGACCAACUAAACGUGCCACCAUCUGCAGCAUGUAAUGACACAAAAUCCUGCCCUGACUUUAUGGCAGCGCUUGUCAUACUAAGUCGUCUAAGGAAAAGAAAAAUUUAUUCAAAGCGGUUAACUUUCUGACCAUCUCUGGGUACAUCCCCGGUUGCAGUAACUGGUUGAAGUGUUACUGGAGUAAGUAAGGGUUACACUGACCGCCUAAUAAAAGUUGUACAGAAGCUUAGUCGGCGAAGCGGUGUAGUUGGCGCGGUGAACUGCUAGAGGUACAUAUUUAGGCUUUCUUUUCUUUGAGUGAUGCGAAAGCCAAGUCUAAUGCCAAAACUAGUGUCACCUGUCUUCAAUAAAGUUUUUGU